GUCGUCCUGCAGUGGUAAAUGAACUGGCAACCAGACAUGAUUCUUGCAUUUUGUUUCGCUCUUAUUUUCAUGUGUGGGCGAUGCACUGAUGACCAGAGUUUUGUGACAAAGACUGUUGGUGUCGGUGAAGAUGUAACGCUGAGAUGUACUCGCCUGACAUCGGUGGGAGGAUUUCUAUUUUGGACACGGCUAAUUGCUGGAAGGUUUCCUGUAGUCUUGGGAGCAACAUACACAUUUAAUAAUAGCAAUGUUAACAAGACUCCUCGGAUUGAAACAAAACAAGAGCCUCGAACAUUUGUGCUGCACAUCACAAAAGUAGAGUUAAGUGACGCUGCAUUUUACUACUGUGAAGAACAAAGCGAACUAAGAAAAAGACGCCUGAAUACAACUUUACUCAGAGUCAAAGGAACAGAACCUAAUGUCACUGGUGUCCUUCAAGUCAUUCCAUCUAUUCGAGUCCAUACAGGAGACUCUGUGACUCUUCAGUGUUCAGUCAUCUUUGACUGCAAGAACCAAAAAUGUGCAGGUGAACACAGCGUGCAGUGGUUCAGAGCCGAAUCACAGUGCUCUCAUUCCAGUGUAAUUUAUGCUGACAAAAACACUGGGUUUUGUGAGAAGAGGACCGAGACACAGUUAUGUGUCUAUAGCUUCUCAAGGAACAUCAGCUCCUCUGAUGCUGGGACUUAUUACUGUGUUGUGACUUUGUGUGGGGAGAUCGUUUUUGGACAUGGGACAAACCUGGGCACAGAAAUGGAAAGCACACGGCUGACGGAAAACACUGGUGUGUUUGUGUUGUGCUUUGCUUUGGUGAUAAGUCUGAUCGUUAUAGCUGGUCUUGUGUACGCCAUCAAGAAAGAAACGCAUCAAUCUUGCAACGCUAUUUUUGCUUUGCAACAAAAUGAUUCAACAUCCAGUCAUGAUCAGGAAAUUCAGCAGACAAAUGAAGACUUGUUGGUGUAUUCAGCACUGAACUUUACCCAAAGGAAAGCUGACAAGAGAAUAAGGAGAGAAGUCAUUUCAUCAGAAGAUUAGAGCUGCCCACUGCUGUCAGUGUGUCCUAACUGAUAUGGUGCAGUGUGUAAUACGUGAAGAAAAAGUGGAAAUAUGGAGAAGGAAAAGUCUUAAAUUUUUUUUUUUUUUUUUUAGUGUACGAUCGUAUUUCUUCUGAGUGACAUGAAAACAGUGCUUAAAUGUUUGAAAUCAUACUCUGCAUCUGUUGCAUAGUUACAUUUAAUUCCUGUGAAUUGUCUUCAAUAUACACUCACUGGCCUCUUUAUUAGGUACACUUGUUCAAUUCUAGACGUGGUGAUGACGACUUGCUGAAGUUCAAAUCAAGCAUCAGAAUGGGGAAGAAAGGGGAUUUAAGUGACUUUGAGCGUGGCAUGAUCUACUGGAAUUUUCAAGCACAACCAUCUCUAGAGUUUACAGAGAAUGGUAUGAAAAAGAAAAGAUAUCCAGUGAGCGGCAAUUGUAGGGGUGAAUAUGCUUUGUUAAUGUCAGAGGUAAGAGGAGAAUGGGCAGACUGGUUGAAUGGGCGACUGCAUGAUGUUAUCAUGUCAAUAUGGACCAACAUCUCUGAGGUUUCCAACAUCUUGUUGAAUUUAUGCCAUGAAGAAUUAAGGCAGUUCUGAAGGCAAAAGGAGAUCCAACACAGUACCAGCAAGGUGUACCUAAUAAAGUGGCAGGUGAGUGCCUUCUGUGGCUAUGCAUACACUGCAAAAACUGAUAUCUAAGAAAGUAAAAAAGACUUGUUUAAAGAAAAUUUGACUGAAUUUUUGCCUAAAUAGAAAAAUAAUCUUGUCAAGCUUUUUUUUACAUAUGAAAAAAUGUCUUUUUGGGAAAGGCAACAGAUUUCAAAUCAUACAAGCAAAGGAACAAGAUUGUUUUCCUUAUUUUGAGAGGCUAAUCUUAGAAUAAGAAUCCUGUCUAGUUUUAAGGUAAAUUUGUUUAUUCAGUGCCAUUAUUCAGACAUUUUGCUAGUUUUGAGAAUUCUAAUCAAGUAAUUUUUUCUUACCCCGCUGGCAGAUUUUUUUUUAUUUUAUUUUUUUGCUUCAUACAAGACAAUUUGGCAAGAUUUCUCAAAGCUAGCAAAAUUUGUGAAAUUUCAGCUACAGUUUGCUGGAAGCCACAUAGGAGUCUCAAACCCAGAUUUGAUCCAUUUUCUCACGUUAAGAUCCUUCUUCUGUGUGCCACUCCACCAGGAAUUUGUCACUGGUGGUGCCACAGUCAAAACUUGCAUUCUGUCCGGUCUGUCCAGUCACAGCAACAGGUGCCUAUAAAUUAUUCAGAAUUAUAUGAUUACAGAGCUCACAUGAAUUUAAGAACUCUGUUCUGUGUUCUGUAAAAUUCUCUGUUUCUCAGAGAUUCUCGAACUGCAACUAAUUUACCACUAAAAUGAACAGAAUAGUCAGAUUUACAAUUCAUUUUAUUUACACUGUAUUGCCACUGUUUUUUUUUAAUUAGAUUCUUUUAAAACAUUCAAAAACCCAAAAGUAUCUUUACCCUCACAAAGACCAAUGUGGAAUUUCAAAUGUUAUCAGAAAUAUUUCAUCAUAUAAAAUGCUGAUACAGUAAUAAACAGGACUACAAGAGAUCAAACCCAAUUACACAGACAUUACUUGCUGAAAAUUUUGAUUUAUUUAGAAAAUUGUAAAACACAGAAAUAUUUCUGAACAUGUAUGGAAAGACAAACUUGUGUAAAUGAUAGAGUUGAUAACUGGAACAGGCAAGAAGGAAACAUUACAAAAAAAUGUGACACCAAAAUAACAAACAUCAAAAAUGGAAUAUAAAUUUUGCAAGCUCUGUUUCAGGAACAUCUGGUUUAGAAGGUCAUGAUUCAACAUGAUGCAAUGGCAAGAGGACAAUCCAAAUCUGUUAAAUUAAAGCAGGUGAUAUUGAGGUUUUUUUUUUUUUUUUUUUUAAAGAUGAGUUCAGGGAGGCUGGGAGAUCCCAAUUACACUCAUUGGCUCCUCACAGUACUGUUUUCUCCAUUAUUUUGUUUAUUUUUAUUUUGUUUUAAUAUAUCUUUUUUUUUUCUUUUGCUUGUGUAGUUUAAACCACUCUGAUGUUUACUUUGAAAACUUCAUGUGUCGAGUACAGCUUGUGUACAAUCUCGCAAAAUGGUUAAAUGCAGCAUUUGUGAAAACAAAAGAAAUAAAUGGUUACAGCAAUUUUGCAAAGCCAUCCAUCCAUCCAUCCAUUUUCUUCCCCUUUAUCCGGAGUCGGGUCACGG
This is a messenger RNA of Thalassophryne amazonica, 3232 nucleotides long. Its product is annotated as signal-regulatory protein beta-2-like. The transcript has 6 exons. The record is from RefSeq and is a predicted model, not a curated record. Lineage: Eukaryota; Metazoa; Chordata; Actinopteri; Batrachoidiformes; Batrachoididae. Gene Ontology annotation, biological process: response to bacterium. The coding region runs from base 19 to 1032 and encodes 337 amino acids.